Messenger RNA from Trypanosoma cruzi, 3207 nucleotides. RefSeq names its product 5'-3' exonuclease XRNB, putative. The transcript has a single exon. Bases 1 to 3207 code for a protein of 1068 amino acids. Gene Ontology annotation, cellular component: nucleus. The record is from RefSeq and is a predicted model, not a curated record. Gene Ontology annotation, biological process: nuclear-transcribed mRNA catabolic process. Lineage: Eukaryota; Euglenozoa; Kinetoplastea; Trypanosomatida; Trypanosomatidae. Gene Ontology annotation, molecular function: 5'-3' RNA exonuclease activity; RNA binding.
AUGCUCAUUUUAUUCACACGAAAGAGAAACAAGCACGACGUAUGUAUUUUUUUUUUUCUUUUCUUCUUUUUUUUUUUUUCUUUUACUCCAUGUGUGCGUCUAUGUAUGUUUAUAAACAACGGAACGGAGAAGGAAGGAAGGAAGGAAGGAACGAAGGAGAGGGUGCCGGAACAGUUGUCGUGGCAUUGCCAUUACUGUAUAUAUAUAUACAUUUUUGGUUGCAUACAGUUUUUGGUUUGGGAGGGUGGCUACAGCUCAGCUGUCAUUAUGGGCGUUCCAAAGUUUGCGUCAUGGCUAACGAAGAAGUAUCCUGAAAUGGUAUCGGACGUCAUUCCCGCUGAUGUGCAUGGACUCUAUAUUGAUCUCAACGGCCUGAUUCAUCCUUGUUGUCACAGUGAGCGUGACCCUUCCGUUGCAGCACGGCCGGAGGAGGAAAAACUGCAGUGCAUUUGCUUCAAGGUGGAGGUUCUUUUGGCGACAGUGCGACCCCAUGAUAUUUUGUACAUUGCGACGGAUGGUGUUGCGCCAAGGGCCAAGAUGAAUCAGCAGCGCGCUCGGCGUUACAUGAGCCGAGCAAAGAUCGUGAGCUCUGGCACAGAGGUUGUGGAGGAGGUUGUGAGGGAAUUUACCCCAAAUGAGAUGGCAGAGGUCGAUGACGAUCUGGAUGACAUUCGUCAGUUAUUGAUGCAGGAUGCCUUAUACGGUGGGGUCAAUUUUCAGGACGACACAUCAGAGACGUUGAAUGGCGUUGCGAAUAUCGCAGAUUCACUCACUCCUGUCACGCCUUGCCAUGAUAAAAGCAACAACCAUGAGGCCCACGCUGAAGCCUGGGCUGCUUUUGACGGCCUCACGGAUGGCACGCUGGAAGUUACAGAGUUUGAUAGCAAUUGCAUCAGCCCGGGAACGGCAUUUAUGGUGAAGGUCACGAAUGCGAUCCUUACGAUGGUGCAGGAUAAACUGGCCAACGGGGACCCGCUUUGGGCGGGACUUCGUGUGGUAUUCUCCGGGGCCAACACCCCAGGCGAGGGAGAGCACAAGAUCGUUGAUUUUCUUCGCACCCAGUCGUCAUACCCCGGCUUUAACGGAAAGGGGGCGCACGUCAUUGCAGGACUAGACGCAGAUCUGAUCUUUUUGUCGCUCUCGCUGCAUAUCCCACACAUACUUCUUCUUCGAGACAGGGAUAGGAAUCCGUAUGCGGUGAGGAUGCAUGACCGGCACCGAGAGAAGAUACAGGUUCAACCUCAUAAGUUACACACGGAGAGUGAAAAGAAUACCCCCGAUCUUGCACGGGAAUUGGAGGAGAGGACGGAAGGCGACGAGAUUCACGUCGACGCCGAUAACGAAAACAGUAAAAACUCCUCCAGUGAAGGGUCAGGAGAAGGGAAACCGCCGGGUGUGCUAGAGGCAAACACCAAUUAUGAGUAUUAUGACAUUGAUACGCUAGGCUCAUGUAUUGUGUCGGAACUUCAUGGCUUGUGUCAGCUUAAAAACUUUACUCCCAACAACAAGAAAGCUUUUAGUCCGGAACUUCUGGUGUCAUCGAAUGGAUACCACUUUUAUCGCCAUGCGGGGUGCGCCGAUGGCUCGUUACGAAGCGUUUCAAAAGGGGAUGAUAAGAGCCAUCAUGACAAGGAAAGCUGGCGCAAGUUUCUUCCAUGUGCUUCACAAGCGAACAGUAAAGUUAUAGAUGAUUUUAUUGUGAUGGGAAUGCUGAUGGGCAAUGACUUUCUUCCACGUCUCCCUGGUGCGUUUUGCGGUGAGAGUGUCAUGGAUAACCUGCUGGAGUUGUAUGUUUCCAAUGUAUUGCCGUAUGGAUUUCUUACAAGUGGGUAUCAUGAGAUUUAUCUGCCACAGUUACAGCGUCUUCUGCGGUCAUAUGCGAAGAUUGAAACUGUAAAAUUUCGUCGGUUUGCGCUAAGCAACAAAAAAAUGACUCCCAAAGAGGCAGCAGAGCCGCUUUACUCGCCGUUGGACGAGCAAUGGCGACAAACGUACUUGACAUCAACGGGACUUACCGGCAACCUUGAAGAGGCGUGUAAGAAGUAUGUGGAGGGGCUGCGCUUUGUGUGGCGUUACUAUAGCGGGAACGCGUCAACUUGCAGUUGGUCGUGGCACUACCCAUUUCAUCAUGCUCCAUUCGCACUGGACAUUGCUGACUACUUGCAGCGAUGCGACCUUACGAACUUACCGCCCCCACCAUUGGAGACAACGCCUCCUGACAUGUUUUUGCAACUUCUUUGUAUUCUCCCACCGACGAGUCACGCGUUGUUGCCAGCUGUUCUUGGCGACGUUAUGUUGAAUCCACCAGAGGAACUACGGGAGACAUUUCCCAGCAUGUGGCGUGUGGACUACACCGCCGCCUACGGGAAGGAUUAUCUUGCAGAGGUUCUUUUGCCAUUUGCCAACGUGUCAGCACUUCGUGAAGUUGUUGAGUCAUCACGGCCAUAUUUCACGAAGGAAGAGCAAGAACGUGGGCGGCAGAUCAAUUACCACCUUGUGUUGGGUUCACGGACGUCUGGGUUUGAAAUUAACGGCAACAUCUGUGAGCUCAACGCAAACGAUGCUGCCAUAUGGGAUCUUCAGCGAGAGGGGCUGAGGUACAUGCAGCUGUGGGACAGCCCGCCAGAGCGUGGUCGGCCCAAGACAUACUCUUGCACGGCUUUGGUCCCUUGGGUCACGUGCGAUGCGAGGGGACGAGUACACAAACGGGAGCGUUUAUCUCGCAGCGAACGGCGCAAACAUAGGGACGAUGUGCUAUCCGAUGCUUCUGUGACACUGAUCAACAAGGGCCCUUCAUUUGCCGCGUACCUCUUUGGUUUUACGGCAUCUUUCUUGUUGAUGGCCAUGACGCUUUUCCCCUGGCUAUCGCUUUCUAUUUUGCAGGUGCUGGCCGUGAAUCUUACCGCUGUGGCGUUUAGUUUUUUUAUAGGUAUUGCCGUGCAUGACCCCAUUGUUGGGAGCGGCGUUCAGCGCAAUAAUAUUCGCUUUACAUUUGUUGAUUGGCUCUGCGCCGGUUGCCUUUCGUUGAAUUUUUCCUGCAAUGACAAAUGUUUUUGCUGCCGUUUGCCUUUUGAUUCAAAGCGGUGCUUAGCCGUUUUCAGUGGAACACAGUCAGUGACGCCUCCCUUGUACGAUCCCAAUCACGCAGCGUACAUGGAGACUGCCUGCCUUGAAAUACCAGGGCGCAAACCGACGGAUGCAUCUUGA